GGCCAGGAGGCCGAAGGGCGGCGCGGCCGUUUGAAAAAUGGCGGCCCGGAGGGGGCAGCCAAUCAGCGGCGCCGGCCCGUUGCUAGGAGACGCCCGCGGCGAGGCCUACCCGCCGGCCCGAAGCCUACCUCCGCCACUGUUUUUGCCGGAGGGGGAAGCGCGGCCUUUCUGGCCUCCAGAAGGACAGGAACGGCCUCUGUUGGAUCACUCAAGCCAAUCGCAAAAGCUCUUCUCCAAAGCGCCUGAAGGCAGGACAAGAAGCAACGGAUGGAAACUAAUCCAGGAGAGAAGCAACCUAGAACUAAGGAGAAACUUCCUGACAGUGAGGACAAUUAACCAGUGGAACUACUUGCCUCCAGAAGUGAGGGAAUGUCUGUCAAUCCACAUCGGUCAGGCGGGAGUCCAAAUGGGGAACGCCUGCUGGGAACUUUACUGCCUGGAACAUGGGAUUCAGGCGGAUGGCACCAUCCCGGGCACCCCGGCCCCUCCGAAGAGCGAGACCGAGCAAGUGGAGUCCUCUUUUGAGACCUUCUUUUGUGAGACGGCCUCCGGGAAGCACGUGCCUCGGGCGGUGUUCGUGGAUCUGGAACCCACCGUCAUCGACGAGAUCCGCACAGGGACCUACCACUCCCUCUUCCACCCGGAGCAGCUGAUCAGCGGCAAAGAAGACGCUGCCAACAACUAUGCCCGGGGCCACUACACCAUUGGCAAGGAAAUCAUCGACACCGUCCUGGGCAGGAUCCGCAAAAUGGCUGACCAGUGCAGUGGCCUGCAAGGGUUCCUGGUCUUCCACAGCUUCGGUGGCGGGACGGGCUCAGGCUUCACCUCUCUCCUGAUGGAACGACUCUCCGUGGAAUACAGCAAGAAGUCCAAGCUGGAGUUCUCCGUGUAUCCCGCCCCGCAGGUCUCCACCGCCGUGGUGGAGCCCUACAACUCCAUCCUGACCACCCACACCACCCUGGAGCACUCGGACUGCUCCUUCAUGGUGGACAACGAAGCCAUCUACGACAUCUGCAACCGGAACCUGGACAUCGAACGUCCGACCUACACCAACCUCAACCGCUUGAUCGGGCAGAUUGUCUCCUCGGUGACGGCUUCCCUGAGAUUUAACGGGGCCCUGAACGUCGACCUGAUCGAGUUCCAGACCAACCUGGUGCCCUACCCCAGAAUCCACUUCCCCUUGACCACCUACGCCCCCAUCAUCUCGGCCGAAAAGGCCUACCACGAGCAGCUCUCCGUGCCGGAGAUCACCAACGCCUGCUUUGAGUUUUCCAACCAGAUGGUCAAGUGCGACCCCCGCCGGGGCAAGUACAUGGCCUGUUGCCUCUUGUACCGGGGAGACGUGGUGCCGAAGGACGUCAACGCGGCCAUCGCCGCCAUCAAGACCCGGCGCUCCAUCCAGUUUGUCGACUGGUGCCCGACCGGCUUCAAGGUGGGCAUCAACUACCAGCCGCCCACCGUGGUGCCCGGUGGAGACCUGGCCAAGGUGCAGCGGGCCGUCUGCAUGCUCAGCAACACCACGGCGAUCGCCGAGGCCUGGGCCCGGCUGGACCACAAGUUUGACCUCAUGUACGCCAAGCGGGCCUUCGUCCACUGGUACGUGGGGGAAGGCAUGGAGGAAGGCGAGUUUGCCGAAGCUCGGGAAGACCUGGCGGCUCUGGAGAAGGAUUACGAAGAGGUCGGGCGGGAUUACGCCGACGGGGAGGAAGAGGAGGCAGAGGAAGAUUUUUAGAAGAAAGCGCAGGCCAAACUCUGUGUGCGCAAACAAGCUGAGGUCAAAAAGAAAACAAAAAAAGGACGUUCUAUCACCCGGCCGAAAAAUAUCCACGGUUUAGCACAAGGUAGGCAACCUCGGCUCUUUUAUGACUGGUGGACUUCAACUCCCAGAAUUCCUGAGCCAGCUAUGCUGAGGGGAAAGGGAGAGGUUUCCAAGCUGAGCCAGGCUGGCUGAGGAAUUCUGGGA
This is a messenger RNA of Crotalus tigris (Tiger rattlesnake), 1963 nucleotides long. Its product is annotated as tubulin alpha-3 chain. Gene Ontology annotation, cellular component: microtubule; cytoplasm. Gene Ontology annotation, biological process: microtubule cytoskeleton organization; mitotic cell cycle. The coding region runs from base 38 to 1732 and encodes 564 amino acids. NCBI's taxonomy places the organism in Eukaryota, Metazoa, Chordata, Lepidosauria, Squamata, Viperidae. The transcript is spliced from 5 exons. The record is from RefSeq and is a predicted model, not a curated record. Gene Ontology annotation, molecular function: structural constituent of cytoskeleton; GTP binding.